Molecule: messenger RNA, 3870 nt
Organism: Sabethes cyaneus
Lineage: Eukaryota; Metazoa; Arthropoda; Insecta; Diptera; Culicidae
Gene: stj
Product: voltage-dependent calcium channel subunit alpha-2/delta-3
Exons: 24
Coding region: 1-3870 (1289 amino acids)
Cellular component (GO): voltage-gated calcium channel complex
Molecular function (GO): voltage-gated calcium channel activity
Source: RefSeq, a predicted model, not a curated record
AUGGAAGGAGAAUCGGUGAUACCGUUGCUGAGAAACAUGUACAUAAAAAAUCGUUCGAGUUUUAUCGCUUUUUCCGUUCUGUUAAUAUUGACUGUAUCGGUGACGCGUAGUGCAGAUGAGCCCGCAGCAACAAUCAAGUAUAGCAUUGUCCAGGGAUGGGCGGCAAAAAUCGGCGGAGAGUUAGCGAUCUUAGGCGAUUUUAUAACUAGAAGAAUGAAAGUGGAAGAUAGUUUUAAGCAAGCGCAAGUAGUUAGCAAAAAUGGACAAAAAAUUGUGGAGGAAAUGGCCAAAGAUCUUAAGUACAUGAUGGAUGCGAAAGUUAGUGCUGUAAAGCGAAUCAUGGACACGGCCGAAAAUACGGCCAUCUCCUUCGGCGAGGACAAGGUGAACGUGAGUUUCCAGUACUACAACGCGAAGGAGAUGAUCGAACCGGGAGAAAUCAUCACCACACCGAUCCCGAUGAUAGAUGAAGAUCCGGCCGACAUCACCACGCCCAUUCCUCCGAAGGAGAUCGUACUGACCAAGAAGAAACAUUUCUUCAACGAAGCGGUCAAUACUUCGGUGAGCUCGGUGCACGUGCCUACCAAUGUGUACGAUAGAGCUGACGAAGUGAUCAAAGCGAUCAAGUGGUCCGAAGCGUUGGACUCGAUCUUCUACAACAACUACAUCGGAGAUCCAACGCUUACGUGGCAGUAUUUCUGCAGCUCGGAAGGCUUUCUGCGCCAAUUUCCGGCGACAAAAUGGGAGGAAGAUCCAGUCGAUCUGUACGACUGUCGGCUGCGUUCGUGGUAUAUAGAGGCGGCCAACAGUCCGAAAGAUGUCAUUAUCCUAGUAGACAGCUCGGGUUCCAUGACCGGCCAGCGGAAAGAUAUCGCUAAGCAUGUGGUAUCCAACAUCUUGGACACUUUGGGACCGAACGAUUAUGUGAACAUUUUCACGUUUUCCGAAGAAGUGACCGAAGUUGUUGGAUGCUUCCGCGAAACCCUGGUCCAAGCAAACAUGGGUAAUAUCCGAGAGCUGAAGCUAGGAAUGGAUAACAUCGAGACGACUGAGAUCGCAAACGUAUCGGCCGCGUUAACCAGGGCUUUCGAGCUACUGGAAACGUUCCGGGAGAGUCGUAAUGGGGCUCGCUGCAAUCAGGCUAUCAUGCUGGUUUCGGAUGGCGUGCCGUACAGCUUCGACGAAAUUUUCGAGCAGUUCAACUGGAAGGAGCUUCCGUUCAUUCCGGUUCGGAUAUUCACUUACCUGAUCGGUCGCGAGGUGGCCGACGUUAAGGAGAUUAAAGAGAUGGCGUGCAAAAAUCAAGGCUACUAUGUACAUCUCAGUACCCUAGCGGAGGUACGAGAAGAGGUUCUGAACUACAUUCCGGUUAUUGCGAGGCCACUAGUGCUGAACAAACGUGAACAUCCGGUGGUGUGGUCUGAGGUGUACGCUGAUGUUGAGGACCCGAAAAUGACAGAUUGGUUGUGGGAAAUUAAGGAGCGAGCCGAACAGAAGGAACGGUUCAUUGAUUACAGAAAAAAUCGCGUGAUUUUCUUCUCCCCGGAAGAACAGCAUCGACGUAUGAUAAUGAAACAGCGAAUGAACCAAGAUCCGUACUCCAACAACCAAAAAUACAACUUUAUGACAACCGUUUCGAUGCCUGUUUUCGAUCGUCGAGAAAACGCUAACAUCACCGAAGACAUCCUUGUCAAUGAGGCGUACUGGGUUACGAUCACACGUGAGACCAAAGUGGCUAAUCUUCUCGGAGUGGCGGGAGCCGAUGUACCAAUUGCUGAGAUCAAAAAGUAUCUCAAGCCUCAUUUGCUCGGAGUCAACGGAUACGCCUUCAUCGUUACGAAUAACGGCUUUAUUCUAACGCACCCCGAUUUCCGUCCAGUUUUCCAAGACAUUUUGAAACCAGCCUACAACACGGUCGAUAUGAUAGAGGUGGAGUUGACCGAUGACGACCGUGGACCACGAGACUUUAACCCUGCCUUAUUGCAUAUACGAGAAUCUAUAAUAAAUCAGUCUACCGGAGCAAAAUGGGUCCAUGUGAAGUAUCAUUUCGAUGAAAUGAAACGCGUUUCGCGUACCCGGCGCCAGUACUACUGGACGCCUAUCAAAAAUACACCAUUUACCUUGGUGGUGACCUAUCCGGAAACGCACGGGGUCAAUCGACUCCAGAUCCGUACGGAGGACGAAAUCCACCGUAUUCAUGCAAAGGGCAGUAACGUUGUCAACUUUUUUAGUGGCAUCAACUGGAAAAUUCAUCCCGACUGGGUGUACUGCAAAUAUCUCAACGAACACGUGAAUGAAUCGUUUGCCACACCCGAACUGGAGCUUAAACAUUUCCUGGAGCGCAUGAAACAGGGCGGCUGGAAGUGGCCGGCCCUUCGCACUCCACCACCACCGGAGCAUGCCAUGUUCUCUAACAUUUCAACCAGAAUACCUGAAAAGGACUACUAUUACUGUGAUCGAAAUUUGAUGCAAGCUCUGGUAUACGACGCUAAGGUGACGGAAUGGUUUUCCGCCAAUUCUAGCAGCGGCGGAGCCGGAAACAAGGAUGAAAAGGAUGGCCCUAGUCCAAUUGCCGUUCUGAUGGGCCUAUUGCCAAGAGCUGAGUUGAGACAGCGUUACGGGAUCACUGUUUCAUUUCUAGCUACACACAGUGGACUCACCAGGUGGCAGGACCAUAUGAAUGAGCCCAAACAGUCGGAGCCUGAUUUUAGUGAAACCAAUAAUCGAGCGAUUGAUGAGAUUUGGUACAAACGGGCAGUCGAGUUGUACUAUAACAACAAAAAUAAGAAAAGUUCUGAUGGAAAUGGGAAAGAUGAUGCUUACAAGAGCAGCUACGUGUACUCGGUACCGUUCGAUGCAGGAAACAGGAACGAUACUUUGGUGACGGCUAGCAAUGCAAUCUUCCACACGGACGGUGGCAAGGAGACUCCGGUCGCAGUGGUUGGCUUCCAGUUCCAUCACUCGGCCAUGUAUACUCUGUUCAAAACCACCACAAGCCAGUGUCUGCACAGUGAUCAUCAAUGUGAAAAGACGUGCUUUACUGGUGACUUCCAGUGCUACGUAAUCGAUAACAACGGAUUUGUUGUGAUCAGCGAACAGCUACAGGAAACGGGGGCUUUCUUCGGUGAGGUGAAACCGGCGUUCAUGCAAAGGCUGAUCGACGAUGGGAUCUUCAAAAAUGUCACCAUCUACGACUAUCAGGCGGUGUGCUUUGUGGCGAAGCACAUCUUCAAUAUGGCCAGCAUAAUACAGACGCCGCUGAAACUGAUAUGGUGGUUGAUGACGAAUGCUGUGUCGUAUAUUUUCUGGGUUAUGUAUCAGAUGUUCCUCACAAUUGUACAAGCUUAUGAUGAAGUAAUAUAUGACAGCAGCGCGUACGAUGUUGUUGCGGAAAUGGGUGAUCUCGAGGAUCCCACAGCCGGACGCUACAAAGAGCCGGAGUUUAAUAAGGUUUUGAUUAACCGAACACGGCCGGAACCGUGCGACCAUGUCAUUACUUUAUACGAGCUGAACAACGACAUCGAUCCAGCCGUGUACCGAAAGGAUGCUCAUCAGUGUGAGCGACCAUAUGUCGUAGUGCCAAUCCCCUCCAGUAACCUUAUACUGCUAGUACUGGACACUCUGUGUCCGCUGCCAAGUCAGGUGCCACAGAUAACAACGUGGCCAGUCGAACACGACUACAAUGACACAUUAGCUUGCCAUAAAGCACGCAAUGCGGAGCUUCCCCGGAGGCGUCCUCUAACCUGCAUCAACAAGCAUGCAAAUGAAAGUGUGAUAGAACUCUGCGGACGAGGAACUCUUAUCGGCUCAAACAUGGCACUCCUGGCAGCCACGGUGCUGUUAGUACAGCUCUACAUUAGCCGCGAUUAA